AUGCCGCCGCAGGAUCUGGCCACCAUGGGAAACUUCUUCUUCGGUAGCCUUCGUCAUCCGAUCGACCUUUUUUCUAGCGUUGGGCCAACAUUGAAUGAGCUCACUUUUGGUCUUAUGGGGUCGUCGUUUGAACCGGAUCGUGAUAUUCGUGACCUUACCGGCAAGGUUGUCUUUGUCACUGGAGGUAACAUCGGCAUUGGAAAAGAGACCGUUCUCCAGCUCGCCCGACACAAUCCCUCCCGCAUUUACCUGGGUGCGCGCACUGCGGCAAAAGCUCAGGAUGCCAUCGCCUCGGUUCAGGAGAGCCUUUCAUCCCUGGUCGACAUCCGACACAUUCCUCUCGACCUAGCUUCAUUCAAGUCUAUUCGGGCGGCUGCAGAGAAGUUCAACUCAGAAUGCGAUCGGCUGGAUAUUUUGGUGCUCAAUGCUGGGACUAUGGGCAACCCCCCAACAACCACGGAGGAAGGAUUUGAGGUGCAAUUUGGAACAAACCACAUCGGCCAUUUUCUGCUUACCAAGCUGCUUCUUCCCACAUUGCGCAAGACUGUCACAAGUACUAUGCCUGCGUCAGAUGUGAGGGUAGUGACCGUUGCUUCGCUAGGUCACAAGGCUGCCCCUUCUUUUGAUGUGAUGACAUCCACUUCUGCUCUUCUGGAAUCAAGCACGUGGGCUCGCUACGGAGCCUCGAAAGCAGCUAACAUCCUCUUCGCAUCCGAACUUGCACGGCGUUAUCCCGAGAUUAUGUCCGUUUCUAUUCACCCGGGCGCGGUGGCUAGCAACUUGUACGAGCAUGCGAAGGCCUCAAGUCCUUUGAUGAAACACAGUUUCAAUAUUUCCAGCCUGGUCUUCCGAGCUGUGCGUACGGGAGCAAUGACUCAGCUCUGGGCAGCUGGGGUGAAGAGUGAGCUGUUGACCAACGGUGCUUACUAUAUCCCAAUCGGACUGCGCGGUGCAACCACAUAUACCAAUGACACAGACAUGGCGGGAAAGCUCUGGGAAUGGACAGAGGCACGAAUUGCCGAAAAGAAUAAAUCUUGA
Aspergillus wentii DTO 134E9 is the source of this 1038-nucleotide messenger RNA. RefSeq names its product putative short-chain dehydrogenase/reductase family protein. The transcript has 2 exons. NCBI's taxonomy places the organism in Eukaryota, Fungi, Ascomycota, Eurotiomycetes, Eurotiales, Aspergillaceae. Bases 1 to 1038 code for a protein of 345 amino acids. The record is from RefSeq and is a predicted model, not a curated record.